This is a messenger RNA of Chironomus riparius, 1176 nucleotides long. Lineage: Eukaryota; Metazoa; Arthropoda; Insecta; Diptera; Chironomidae. The record is from the annotation of a GenBank genome assembly.
AUGAUCAAAUUAGCCAUCCUUCUUGUGUCCAUAUUCUUGGGCCUUUUUGCCUCUACAAAGUCAAUCUCUUUUGAAUGUCGAUUCAUAUCUGGUUCAUGGGGCGCCGAAUUAGGAACAAUUUAUUACUGCCAAGUACAGAACUCUGUCACUAUAACUUCACUUGAUGCAGUAGAAAUCGAUGACAUUUCCGGAUAUCAUGAAACUGGAUACAACAACGAUAAAGUCAAUGCCUUUCACAUUGUUAAUAAAGGCAAAAUUCAUUUUUUUCCACGUGGCUUAAUCAGAUUUUUUAAGAACCUUAAAGCCAUUCAAAUUCGCAAUACUGGACUAAAGGAGAUCCAUCAAAGUGACUUGAAAGUUUUUUUAAACUUAAAAGCCAUUUUCUUGCAAGUAAGUCAACUGGAAGUCCUUGAAAAGGAUUUAUUUAAAUUUAAUCAUAAUUUAGAAAUGAUUUAUUUGAAUAAAAACAAAAUCUCGCAUAUCGACCCGAAUCUAUUUGACAGUCUGACUAAAUUAAGACAUUUGGCAUUAGAGUUUAAUAUGUGUACAACCACAGCUGGCUAUAAUGCAACAGAACUUCAAAAUGCUAUCAAAAUAGUCAAGGAUAAAUGUGAAAAUUCAGACUAUCCAAAAAUGGAGAAAAAAGUCAAAAAUCUCGAAAUUGAGGCAAACCAUUCAACUUUUCAAAACGUUGCUAAAAAACUUGAAAAACUGGAAAUUGAGGUUCAAAAUUCUAAAUUUUCCAACACUUUCCAUCGACGUCUUCAAGACUUAAAAGCUGUCCAGACACGAUCUGAAGUUAUAACAACAACAACAACUUAUGAAGAAAUUUCUACAACUGAAGCCAUAAAGUGUCCCCAAUUAGAGGUUUGUUCAGCCUUAGAAUCAAAAAUCAACCAUUUUGAAACAAUUUUAAAGGACAUGAAUUUAAGAACCAGCAACACUGAUCAGAAAAUCGCAGCAAUGGACGAAAGAAACUCAAAAUUUAUUAAAGAAAUGACCACAACUUUAAAGGAUGUUAAAGCCACAAAUGAUCAACAUUUCGUCACAAUCAUGAGAUUUAUUGUGAACUUCGAGAAGAAAUUGGAAGCGAUUUAUGAAAACUUGGCUGGCAUUGACAUUAUUCAGGAAAAGUUGAUCAACAAGAUCAACAAAAUUGAGCCAGAACAAGUGUAA